This is a messenger RNA of Impatiens glandulifera, 1100 nucleotides long. RefSeq lists its product as uncharacterized. NCBI's taxonomy places the organism in Eukaryota, Viridiplantae, Streptophyta, Magnoliopsida, Ericales, Balsaminaceae. Bases 170 to 877 code for a protein of 235 amino acids. Gene Ontology annotation, biological process: transcription elongation by RNA polymerase II. The transcript is spliced from 7 exons. Gene Ontology annotation, cellular component: nucleus; elongin complex. The record is from RefSeq and is a predicted model, not a curated record.
UUAUAUACUUUUUGUGUGUUUUACCCGAAUCGGGUAGAAAUCGGGUCAGAUCCAUUUACACUUUUGUGUUUCACAUAGACACAAUUUGAGCCACCCAGAUUUGAUUCCAUCUCCCUUGUUCCGAAAUCGAAUCUGGGAUUUUCAUCUUCAAUCUUUUGUUAAUUGAGAGAUGAAAUCCUGGGAUGAAGAUAUCUUUGGAAGAAAUAUGGUGAUGAAGAAGAACCCUCCAUCACUUGUUGAUCUCUGUAUAAAGAAAGCAAUAGAUAAUCUUAGGUAUCUUGGGGACGUAGGAGAAACCGAUAUUCGUCUUCUAGAUCCAAUCCUAUCUCACUGCACAAAGGAACAGUUGGCACACAUUGAGGAAUCAACCGUGGGAAGGGAUCUUAGCCAAGUGACCAACAGACUGUGGAAAAGAUUCUAUGAAACAGAUUUCGGUGUAAAGAGUGUCAAUCUUGUUAUUGAAAGAAUGCAAGAAAAGAAAGUAUCUUUUAAGUGGCAAAUGUUGUACGAGGCAAAGAAAAGGGAUAUGGAGGAGGCUCAAGAGAAGUCAUUCAAUAGAAUAAAGGAACUAUACAAACAAGAAGUUGAACGUAAACAGAAAAGACAAGUCAAGAUCUGUACAAAAGUUCCACCGAGUAGUAAAAGAAGCUUCUUUGGAGGUGGAUAUGGUCCAAGCAUAACUAACACGAAAAGCAACAUAUUGAAGAAGGCAAGAAUAGAAGUUCUUAAAAGUCAAGAGGUGAAGAAUUUAACAGCUUUGAAGAAGAAUACAGUGCAAAAGCAUAACUGCCUUCCUGCGAGAAAGCCACCCCUUAACCCUGGAAAGAGUUCCGGUUCAAGCUCAAAUCACGGUGGACCGACAGGACGAAGAUUCUAGAAGUCCUUACCCUUGUAUAUAUAUGAAAGAUGAGCGGAAUGAACAAAGUUGAACCUGAAAUCUGUGAAGAUUCGCAUAUUUUCGUAUCUUUCUAUCUGAAUUCAUUAUCAAUGGAAACAGAUUUCUCUGCAUCUUUACAAAUAAGACUAUUUCCCUUUGUAAGACUAGUUAUAUAUUUUGUCUUUGUCAGCAAAGACUGAUUUAAAGUUGCUUCAUUGCUUGU